CAUCUCCAGCGGCACCUAACGAGGUAGAUGCCCAACAUCAGACCACUCAGCCUCGGGCCACUCUCACUAGACAUGGUGCUUCUGCCUUGGAUUGGUGGUAGGCGUGGAUACGUGGGAGAAAAGGGUGAAACAGAAAGCACCUAGGUCCUGCAAUCGCUCGAGCCACCCACUCUCCAUUCAGGGGCUCCAGGCGUGUUGAGACGACAGUCAAGGGGAGCCGCACUCAAUCCCUGACAGGUAACAAACAGCGCAUCCAGUACUACCUAGGCGACUGCGUGGAACACCCUCCCGCCGACUGCAGAUAUGAGCGCAUUUGGUGGUCCCGGCGGUGGCCAGUUCACGCAAAAGCCAACACCGUGAGUGCCUAGCAUCAUGGAGGGAGUGAGGAUUUCGCAGUGCUCAUUAACGUCAAACUAGCCCGCAACGAGGCAGCUUUCCCUUGGACCACGAUGGCGAGUGCAAACAUGUGAUGGAAACAUAUCUCAGCUGCAUGAAAAGGGUUAAGGGAGUCAACGACAAUCAGUGCCGCGAUAUUGCCAAGUCCUACCUGGCAUGUCGUAUGGAUCGGAAUCUCAUGGCCCGUGACGACUUCAAGAAUUUGGGCUUCAAGGACGAAUCAAAACCAGAGAAAAAGCCGACAGGAGACGAGGGCAAGAAGGGCGAGCUGAGAUGGUAGCGGCGUCUAGGCCAGCAAGCCUUCCUAAGAACCUGACGAGGGGAUAGCUCGCAGUUUAUCACAGUCGUCUAUACAUGCUAUCGAUACCAGCCAUGUGACACUUGUACCCCCGUGUCGUGAUCUCAAAGCUUAGAGUGUACCUGCC
Messenger RNA from Gaeumannomyces tritici R3-111a-1, 821 nucleotides. Its product is annotated as cytochrome c oxidase assembly protein COX19. Gene Ontology annotation, cellular component: mitochondrial intermembrane space. NCBI's taxonomy places the organism in Eukaryota, Fungi, Ascomycota, Sordariomycetes, Magnaporthales, Magnaporthaceae. The coding region runs from base 470 to 676 and encodes 68 amino acids. The record is from RefSeq and is a predicted model, not a curated record. Gene Ontology annotation, biological process: mitochondrial respiratory chain complex IV assembly. The transcript is spliced from 4 exons.